CCAGCCCGGGAAGCGAGUGGGCCUUGGCUGCACGCAACAGUUCGUGCGCAUCAAGCAGCCGGUUUGUGUCUUGGCAAAACCCAAAUGUGGUCCUGCGUUGCUCUGUUUAUGGACAAAAGGACACGGAAUUAAGUCCAAAUGGCCCCGACAGAUCACAAAUCGAAGAAAAGUAACGUUCCACAGAAACAGGGAAACUGGAGGAAGCUACAGAAACAAAAUGCCGGUGUCAAAAAGAAGAAAUGGGUUCCGGAAAACACGUUUUUCCAAGGAAGUGUUAAAGAAGGUCAAGGUUUUGCUUUUAAACGUAAGGAGAAAGUCAAGCAUGAGUACAACAAGCUUGUGCGAAAGGAAAAGAAGAAACAAAACAUGCAGACGUCCUCGUCAUCGGUGUACCGCGAGACGUACCCGGAGCACCUCAAACAUUUGUACGUGGCGGAGGCGGAGAAGCUCAAGAAUGAGUCGUGGACAAACAGAGUGAACCGAGCUAAACUGAGAAUGAAAGGACAAGACCGGGAGGAAGACAGGGCGAUGGAGGAGAACGCGAGCUCCGAUCCAGAAGGUAGUGGCGCGCCUGAAGCGGAAGAUAUUGAGGAGUCAGCAUCAGUAGCAGAAAGUCUUCCACUAAGUAACCGCAUGAAGAAAAAACUGGAGAAGUCGUCGUCCUUCCAGCGGUCAAAGGAGGAGUACGAGAGAGUCCAAGCAAACCGGAGGAAAAAGAAAGAGGAGUUCCUGAAGCGCAAGCAGCAGCGAGAGGAGGCCAUCCGAAAGUACAAAGAGAAGAAGAGGGAGACGUUUCAGAUGCUGUGCAAAAAGACAAAGAAGGGGCAGCCCAACCUCAAUCUUCAAAUGGACUACUUGCUUCAGAAGAUCCAGAAAAACUCGGAAACAACUCCCAAAAACUGAACAUACUCAGAUUUUGCUCCAGAAAGUGAAUCUUUCUACCACAAGAUGGCAUUGUACGAUAAGUGGACAAUAGUUUCAUGUAUUAUUUAAUGCUUUUUUUUUUAGUUAAUAAAUGUGAAAAUGCUGCCUAUUUUAA
Molecule: messenger RNA, 1039 nt
Organism: Phyllopteryx taeniolatus (common seadragon)
Lineage: Eukaryota; Metazoa; Chordata; Actinopteri; Syngnathiformes; Syngnathidae
Gene: ccdc59
Product: coiled-coil domain containing 59
Exons: 5
Coding region: 139-903 (254 amino acids)
Cellular component (GO): nucleus
Source: RefSeq, a predicted model, not a curated record